Gaeumannomyces tritici R3-111a-1 is the source of this 1537-nucleotide messenger RNA. RefSeq lists its product as hypothetical. Gene Ontology annotation, cellular component: actin filament; cytoplasm. The record is from RefSeq and is a predicted model, not a curated record. Gene Ontology annotation, biological process: actin filament depolymerization; barbed-end actin filament capping. The transcript is spliced from 3 exons. Lineage: Eukaryota; Fungi; Ascomycota; Sordariomycetes; Magnaporthales; Magnaporthaceae. Bases 320 to 1360 code for a protein of 346 amino acids. Gene Ontology annotation, molecular function: actin monomer binding; actin filament binding.
CAAUGAUGCUAAGUUCGGAUGCCUCUCAACUGUUUCCACCACAGGCGGAGCUCCGCCAUGCUCUGCGGGGACUUUAUGGUGGUGCGGGGCACGUCAACUGGCGCCGCCGUCUCGUCCACGCUUCCUCGACCCAAGUCUCUCGUUUGAGCCCGACCAACAAACACCUGAGCUUCUAUAAAGUCACCUUUAUUGAAGUCACCUUUGUCCGCCCGGCCUUCAUCGGCUCUCUUCCCUCCAUCCCACAGCCCGCCUCACCACCCAAACCACCCAAACCACCCCAGAUAGCCCCGCGCUCCAACGCGCGGCCGGCUAGCUUAGGAUGCAGUCGGGAAUCUCUGCCUCCGAGGAGCUCAAGACACAGUUCGCCGAGCUCCUCUCCACCCCCUCCCAUUUCGCCCUACUAGUCACCAUCGAAAGCGAGACCAUCAAGCCGGUCGGGUUCCUGACCGACCCCAGCGGCAGCGACGCCGCCGCCACCCCCGCCGCCUUCGAGGCCAACCUCGACCGCCUCCUGCAGCCGCGCCUGACGCCCAAACAGGCCCAGUACGUGCUCCUCCGGCGCUCGCCCGCGUCGGAGCCCGGACCGGCCCUGGUGGCCGCCACGUACAUACCCGACGCGGCGCCGGUGCGGCAAAAGAUGCUGUUCGCGUCGACGCGGCUCACCCUGACGCGCGAGCUCGGGUCCGAGCACUUCCGCGAGUCCCUCUACGCCGACUCGGCCGCCGAGCUGAGCGCCGACGGCUUCCGCCGCCACGACGCCCACGGCGAGACGGCCGCGCCGCUGACCGAGGAGGAGCGCACGCUCGGCGAGGUCCGCCGCGCCGAGCAGGAGGCCGGCGCCGGCACGGGCGUGCGCGAGAUACACCUCAGCAAGAACAUGGCCAUGCCCGUGGCCGAGGAUGCGCUUGCGGCGCUGAGGGAGCUGGCGGGGGGCAGCAAGGUGCUGGUCAUGCUGAAAAUCAACCCCGAAUCCGAAACGGUCGAGCUCGUCCCCUCAUCCGACUCCCCCUCGUCCAUCGCCGAGCUGUCGGCCACCAUCUCGGCCACGGAGCCGCGCUUCACCUUUUACCGGUACGCGCACACGCACGCCGGAACCGCCGAGGAGCCCGUCCUCUUCUUCUACACGUGCCCGGCCGGCGGCGGCGGCGGCGCGCGCGCGUCCAUCAAGUUCCGCAUGAUGUACCCACUCAUGAAGCGCGCCGUGCUGGCCGCCGCCGAGCAGCAGUGCGGCCUCGCGCCCGCCAAGCGCUUCGAGGUCGAGGAGCCGGCCGAGAUCACCGAGGCCGCCGUCCUGGAAGACCUGCACCCGCGGGUCGAGGAGAAGAAGGCGUUUAGCCGGCCCAAGAGGCCUGGCCGGUAGAUGGGUGGGGUUUUGCCACGACAUGAGGUAUAGACCAGGGAUACAAGGAAAGCAGGCAGUCUAACUGUUGGACUAGAACAAACAGCAUUGAUGAAAUACCCUACAGUGCACGUAACUACCUAAGAACUUGUUUGAUGCAUUGGCUCAUGUUCAAAUCCACAAAACACGACAUGCCAC